AUGAAUUCUCUCGACAAUGAAGAGUGGACCCCUUCAGAGAGAAAGAGGUUCGACGAGGCGCUCUCCGAGAUCGACUUCCAUGAGCCAAAUUGGCUAGAGGAGCUCGCGCAGAGGUUUCCGACCAAGACCAUGCGCCAACUUAGGGACCAAUAUGUUGACCACAUCGUGGACAUGCAAUGUACGUACAUCGAGCGAUCUAUGCCGCUGGAGUACGUGAACCCUGUUGACAUGUUAGAGAACGAUAACUUUGGCUUGCCAGUUACAGAGGAGGGAGAAGAAUCGCAGUCCUUUGAAGCCGCAUUGAUGGAGGCCACCACGAAGAUGAGCGACGCAAAAUCACUGUCACCGCAGAGCAUAAAUAAGUUGGUGAGUGAGCAUUUAGGAAUAGUAGGAGUAGACGCGGAGGAGAAGGAAAAGGUAGGAGGACAAUUUGGUGCAAGAACAUCCACUAAAGGAAAACCUUGGACUGAGGAGGAGCAUAGGUUAUUCCUGAUUGGUUUAAGUGUGCAUGGGAGAGGUGAAUGGAGGACCAUAGCCAAGAACUUUGUCAUCACAAGAACACCAACUCAAGUGGCUAGUCAUGCACAAAAGUACUAUAACAGGAAACUGGUGUUAAAGGAAAAGCGUCGACAUAGUAUACAUGACAUCAGAAACAUGGAGGACAAUGUCGAGGGUGCCUUAGAGAAAAGCUUAUGUGAACGGGUCAGGCCGACGAAAACUUAUAGUGUCGGCACUAAAACCAACCAAAAAAAGCCAACAUCGAGUGCAACAACAACUCAAGGCAUCGGUUCGUUGUCCCUUUCACCGAUCAGAGCAACUACUCUUUCGGAGCAAUUGGUUCGCAGCGGUAAUUUCUUAUCUGAUGACGAGAUUGUUCGAUCGCCUUUCGAUACUUAUAUUGAUCAGGGUUCUUCAAGCAUCUGGCCCCUUUGA
Messenger RNA from Ananas comosus (pineapple), 933 nucleotides. Its product is annotated as transcription factor DIVARICATA-like. The record is from RefSeq and is a predicted model, not a curated record. The transcript has 2 exons. Gene Ontology annotation, molecular function: DNA binding. Lineage: Eukaryota; Viridiplantae; Streptophyta; Magnoliopsida; Poales; Bromeliaceae. The coding region runs from base 1 to 933 and encodes 310 amino acids.